Microthlaspi erraticum is the source of this 477-nucleotide messenger RNA. The record is from the annotation of a GenBank genome assembly. Lineage: Eukaryota; Viridiplantae; Streptophyta; Magnoliopsida; Brassicales; Brassicaceae.
AUGAAGAAAACCCUACGCGACUUCGCCCAUAUAUACAUGUUUUUAGCCGCUGAAGAAGAGAGUCAGAAAAUUAUCAAAGAGUGCAAUCUAAACCCGCCAUCAUAUGUCAACGAGCAACGAACCAAGAAGGCUCAUGAUAGAGGCGGAGCAAGUAGUUUUCCACUAGGUUCUGCUUUUCGGACUCCGGCCGAGAAGGUUGUAGCAGGGGAUAUAAGUGAAGAAGAGGAUGAGAGUGAUGAUGAAGAGAAGAACGAGGAGGAGAAGAACGAGGAGGAGGAGGAGGAGGAGGUAGCAGAACCGGCAAAGAAGAGAAGAAAAGAAACUCCAACAGAGAAAGAGAAGAGGUUGCAGAGGACAAAAAAACCUUCAGCUAUUGUCUCAUCUCCAUAUGUGGCUGGUCAGGCAAAUAUAAAAAGAAAAGGCAAGACAAGUGUAAAAGGGAGAGGAGGUACAAAGAGACGCAGGAAACAAGGUUGA